AUGGGAGCAUACCGUUCUGUUGGUUGUGUGACAGACUGGAAUCAGACGGAGUACGGCUCUCCGUCUCCGUACGAGCGAGGAGAAGCUGCUCAGGUGCUGCCCAUCAUGCUGCACUUCCUGACCCCUCAGUAUGUCUCCAUCAUUGGGAUCGGCUGUGUGGCUGCUGCCGUCAUGUCCUCCGCAGACUCCACGCUGAUGUCUGCGGCCUCUGUGUUCUCUGCUAACGUCUACAAGAACAUUAUCCGACCACAGGCGUCGGAGAGGGAGCUGCAGUGGGUGAUCCGUGCUGCGGUGGUCGUGGCCGGUGUCAGUGGGACGUUGAUGACCACGUUGAAGAACAGCGGCAUUUUGUUUUGGUUUCUGUCGGCAAACAUUGGCUACAUCGUCAUCUUCCCACAGUUCUUCUGUGUCCUCUUCUUCAACAUCUCCAACGGUUAUGGAGCCAUUAUGGGCUUCCUGGUGGGCUUUCCCUUACGGCUGCUAUGUGGAGAGCCUCUGAUAGGAUUGCCCGCGGUACUACACUUCCCAGGAUGCACUCUGGAGGACGGUGUUUACGUGCAGUACUCUCCCAUUAAGACCAUUUGUAUGUUGGUGACGCUGGCUACAAUGCUGCUCUUCUCCCACCUGGCCUCUGUGCUCUUCAACCGAGGCCUGCUGCCAGAGACUUGGGAUGUGUUCGAAGUCAGAGAACAUGAGUCAAAAGUACAGAGCGGGGAGAUAGACUUUCUCAGUGGGACCCAGGAAACCUUGGAUUUGGACAUUUUGGAUUCAGUGAUGAGAACAUAA
This is a messenger RNA of Knipowitschia caucasica, 786 nucleotides long. The record is from the annotation of a GenBank genome assembly. NCBI's taxonomy places the organism in Eukaryota, Metazoa, Chordata, Actinopteri, Gobiiformes, Gobiidae.